GUUAAGGAAAUACGUUGACUCAUUAUCAAAAAUUUGAUCCUUCCAUUGUGUUAAUGUUCAGUUGAUGUCUUUAUUUUUUAUAUAUACUCUGCACUCAAAGGGUCAGUAUAAUUAAUUAUAAAGAAAAAGCUUUAUCGUGUUCGGGAGUGAAAAAAUGUCAGAAACAAACGUUGAUAAAUCUCAAGAACCAUCCAUCAUGUCGACUGAUCCCAAAGAACGUAUAUUAGCACGAAGGCUUCGUAUUCAAAGAAGAUUAGAAGCUAUGAAAAAGCAAGAUAGGGAAGAGGAUGAAACUACUGAUGAAAAAACAAAGACUGAACAACAAAUAGAUGCGAGUACAGAAUUUAUGCAAAAGUUAGUUGCUGAAGGAGACGAAGUGAUUUCAAAUGUGAGAAUAGCAAAUGAUGCACGUGAAAUACAUCGUCGUGAAGAAGAUUUCAAAAUACGUGAAGUUUUAUUAAAUAAACUUAAAGAAGAAGCUGAAGAAUCGAUGAUGAAAUGUAAAGAGAUCAAUUCGAAAUGGCCAGAGCUGCUUGAAUCGAAAGAUCCAUUGGAUAUACACAAUGGAAUUGAGUCACAGAAAAUUAAGUGCCAAGAAGUUUUAGAACAAAAGGAUGUUAUUAUAAAUGAAUUAAAAAAAGCAAUUGAUAAUGCAGAUCAUAAAUUUGCUGAAGAUCAGAAAAAGCAGAAUGAAGAUAUUGAUUUAUUGAUUGAUAGAAUUGAUACACAGAUAAAUUUGAUAUAUAAAGGGUAUCGUCGUGAAUUGAAUCUCAUUGAAGAUACGUUGAAGAAUGAAAGAAAUAUAAUAUUAGAAGAUAUUACAAAAAGAUGGGAUUCUUUGUAUGAAGAGCGACAAAAUAAUGAACUUCAAGGCGUAGAACGUAGGCGAGAAAUAAUGCGUGAAUAUGAGAAAGAAAUGAAUAGAGUAUUAAUUGAACAUCAAGAACAAUACAGAGCACAAAAGAUUUGGCUAGAGAGCGAGUGUCAGAAACUUCAACAAGAAGUAGAGAAUAUGAAAGCUGUAUGUUUAUUAAAUCUUGAAAAGUUAGAGUAUAGCUAUGCUAUUCUCAAACGAAGAGAGAGUGAAAAUAUUAUUGUCAAGAACCAACAAAAAAGAAGAAUUAAUAAGCUUCAAGACAUUGUUAAUAAUUUGAAAAAAAAUUAUACAGAUUUAGAAAUAAGUACAAAAGCAAAAAUAGAAAAACUAAUGGACGAAAUAAAUAAAGCAAAGAAAAAUAUCAUAGAUUUAGAGCUGAAAUCGAAUCAUUUUACUAUGAUUAAUGAUAAGCAGUUUAUGCAAAUCUGGGAAAUGAACACAAAAAAUGCAGACAAGUUAUUGGAACAAAUAUUCAAAGUUGACAAAAUUGUCUACGAGCAAAUGUUAGGAUUAGAAUGGGAGCCACCAAAAGAAACCUUGUUAAAGAAGGAACAAUUACCAUCAUAUUGUAAAGCAAUGCUAAGUAUUGAACGAGACAAUGCAGAGAAAGACGGUAAUGUCAAGUUAUGUAAAUCGCAAAUAAAAGAUAAAUCUCCAGAGAGAAUAAAUUCAGAGAGGAAAUUAUUAAGACACAUCAUGAUGCAGAUUUCAGACCAAGCAGAGUUUCUGGUUGAAGAAAAAAUUCUAGAACUUCUUUCUCAAUAUUCCGAAGAAAAUCGAAUGAUCGUAAAGCUUGAUCACGUCUUCCAGGCAUUAAAUAUUACGUCUGAAGAUCAAAUUCAUGUGCUAAUUAAUUUUUUUUUGCCCUACUCUUACUGCCCUACUUGUAUUGGAGAAAAUGAAAAAAAAAUUAACGAGCUGUUACGUAAACCGCAAAAAGAAAAAGAAUUCGAAGAUGAAACUAUUUGUCCGUGUAACAGUCCAGAAUUAGAUGAGAAAACUACUCGUUUAAGGCAAGAAGUUUUGAAAUAUAUUUCUACUGAACCUAAAACAGAUAGAAGUGAAGAAGAGAAUAUUGAAGAAUCAAAAGAUUUGAGCGUGGAAUCAAUCACGGAAGAUAUUGGGAGUUCUGAGAAAAAUGAUUUUCAAGAGAACAACUUGACGUGUGAUAAAGGUCACUUGUUAGAAAUACAAUCAGAAAAUGUAAUAAAAGCGUUGCUAGAGUUUAAAGAAAAAUACAGUGAAGCUACACGUGGCGAGAUUUCCCAGAAUGUUAAGGAAAAAAUCUCUGAUAAUAAAGUAGUACUCUCACGCUGCAUAUCAGAAGAAGAUAUGAGAGAAUAUUGGAGACGAUACAGAGAUAUAUUUUCUUCUAAGAAAGAAAAACUUUGGGAUGCUUUGAUGAUAGGAUUGAAGAAAUAUCAUGAAAUUUUAAGAGAACGACAAAAGUUGAUUAAUGAAACGGAAGCAAUUCAGAAACAAAAUUCUGAAUUACGACGUUUACUUGAGAGCUAUGGAGUAAAAUCAACAGCCAAUUCAACUCAAAGAAAGUCUAGAUCAGCUCAUUCAGCAAUUUAGACUUUCUUUGUAUACAAAUAAACAAACCAAAGAAAAUAUUUUUCAACGAUAAAAUUAAUUUCUAUGAAUCAUCAACAUAUUUUAUUGCAUGAACAAAUACAGCCAAUUUUUUCAAAUAAUCUAUAAAUUAAUUGAUUUUAUCACACUUAGCUUUAUCUAUAUGUUAGAUGUACAUAUCUAUAUUUAUAUAUAUAUAUAUUUAUAUUUUUUUCAUUUUCAUCUCACUCAAUAAAGU
Messenger RNA from Chelonus insularis, 2690 nucleotides. Its product is annotated as dynein regulatory complex protein 1. The transcript is spliced from 10 exons. Gene Ontology annotation, cellular component: axonemal dynein complex; axoneme. The record is from RefSeq and is a predicted model, not a curated record. NCBI's taxonomy places the organism in Eukaryota, Metazoa, Arthropoda, Insecta, Hymenoptera, Braconidae. Gene Ontology annotation, biological process: axonemal dynein complex assembly; regulation of cilium movement; cilium-dependent cell motility. The coding region runs from base 155 to 2455 and encodes 766 amino acids.